This is a messenger RNA of Aspergillus vadensis CBS 113365, 1116 nucleotides long. RefSeq lists its product as uncharacterized. The coding region runs from base 1 to 1095 and encodes 364 amino acids. Gene Ontology annotation, molecular function: N-acetyltransferase activity. The record is from RefSeq and is a predicted model, not a curated record. The transcript is spliced from 4 exons. Lineage: Eukaryota; Fungi; Ascomycota; Eurotiomycetes; Eurotiales; Aspergillaceae.
AUGUGGUUGUACGACAUCCUUAUAACUUUCCAAAUAUGGACAAGCUCGAGAGACUACGACGAACCGCACGCCAACGUGGCAAUAUCGGCAACCUAUAUCCUCCCAAACGCCUUCACCCUGCCCAUCCAAGCAUAUGUAUAUAAAGCACUUGGAACAUUGAUCAGCGAAAAUGCUGCCCUAUCGGCAAUCCCGGUCAAAGUCGACAACGAUACCUGGUUCUUCCGGCUCCCAGAAAUCGACCUCAGCCAGACUAUAUCCUUCCAAAAGCGUACCCGCGACUAUCCUGCUGAAGAGAAGCCAGACACUGAACUGUGUGAACUGCUGCUACUUCCCUGGCCUCGGGAGAGGCUACAAGACAGCUGGACUUUCUUCCUUAAGCAGUUUUUCCAGCACAAAAUAUGUCCCUAUCGCGAUCCGGGUCUUUGGACAGGUCCGAAGUCAUUCAAAUCAUUCGACAUUGAGAUCCGCCAAAUCGUUAUCUCCGAAACAGUAUCUACAGCGCUAAGGAAACGAUGUCGUCAGAACCAGACUACUAUAACCUCGGCUAUACAUACGGCGGUUGCACGCAGUCUCCUUGCGCAUCUGCCAGAGGAGUACACAAGACUAGAAGCAAUCAGCGCCAUGUCGUCUCGUCGAUGGCUGAAGGAAGAAGAAGGGAUCACGGAUCAGUCCAUGGGUAUGGAUCAUUAUUCUUCUGACAGCUUUCCAUGGGAGGUCACGAGGACAUCCUGCGCAACGAUAAAACAGGUGCUCAGUCGCGAAGGAAAAGACACUAGUGUGGGCUUGCUCAAAUAUGUGGAUAUGUGGAGCUAUAUACAGAGUGAGAUGGGCAAGGACCGAGAUGUAAGCUUCAAGACAUCGAAUCUGGGGGUUGUGAAAUCAGUCCAGGAAGGAGAGUCGUGGCCGCAGAUCAGACGGAUGAUGUUCACCUUGCAAUUUGAUAGGCCGGCUGCACCUUUGGCCGUGUCUUCUAUCACUGAGGGAGAUGGCUGUUUGGUCCUAGGGAUUAUAUGGCAGAAAGGCCUUGCAGAGUCAGAGAUGUUUGAGGGUUUUGUUGAUGGGAUUGCCACGGAGUUGCAUAAUGCUGCGAAAUGACUUAUCAAGUAUGCGUUCAUG